UCAUUCAUUCAAAAAUUGUCAAUACGUUCGAACAUCGAGGAGAUCCGAGCUCAAUAACAAACCAUCCAAUCAAAGAAUUAUUCAAAGAAAAACAAAACACAAGCUCCUCAAGGAAAAAACUAAAUAAACCAAGUGAUAUACAUAUAUUUGUUGAGUGCUUGAUAAACUAAACCUUAAAAACACGUUAAUGAAAUACAGAAAUAAUCGCGGAACAAUCCUACAAAUUCAAUUCAGAACAUUCUUAGUUACAAGUUCUCUUCCAAGUUUGAAUAAAAUUAAGUGUUGACGACUCAAGAUUAUUCAAGGAUUUUGGUCCUUACGGAUUGGAGAUAAGGAAUUCGAGUUUGAAGGCACUGUGCCGUGUGGAAAGUCGCGAGAAGAAAGCCUCUCCCAUCGACUUCGUACUCAGUCCUCGAAGGAAGCAGUCUAAGGAUCCAGGAUGUUCGCCACGCAGGAUACUAUUCUCAAGCUGCUGACCCUGUGCGCCCUGGCACAUUCUAUUACGGCCCUUGCCCUGCAGCCGACUCCGGUGGCCGGAUCGGCUCCUUUGGACCCCAGUCACAAGUACCUGAUUGUGCGAGGGGAAACGCCGGUAGGAUCGUCGGCUUCACAGGAGCAUGUGGACUUUGACAACGCCGCCACCCUCCUGCUGCAGUCCUUCAGGGCCCAGCAGACUACCUCUCCAGAUGGCCUGGAAGAGUGCAGUGCCCCCAGCCACAAGGCAACCUUUUCUGGCUAUGAUUACGUGAUCCUGCUAGGGAUGCUGGUCAUUUCGCUGGGCAUUGGCAUCUUCUAUGGGUUCUUCCAGAAGGGCGGCAGCUCCUCAAAUGAGUUCCUGCUGGGCUCUGAGAUGAGCAUUUUCCCGGUGACCCUCAGCCUGACUACCAGCUUCAUCACGGCUAUAGAGCUGCUGGGAAAUCCUUCGGAGAUGUACUUCCAAGGCACUCAGUUCGUGCUGAUAGUUAUACCCAUGGUCCUAGUGAUUCCAGUGGCUGUGAAGAUCUUCUACCCGAUCUACUUCAAAAUGGAACUGACCAGCUGUUACGAAUACCUGGGAAUACGAUUUGGCAAAGAGAUCAGGAUCCUGGGAGCAGUGCUCUAUGUUAUACAGAUGUGCUUCUAUACGGCUGUGGCUGUCCUGGCUCCUGCCAUCGCUCUUUCGAAGGCUACAGGCCUGGACACCAAAAUUGCUGUUGUCCUGAUUUAUGUGGUCUGCGUCUUCUACUCCUCCCAAGGUGGUAUGAAGGCUGUGGUCAUUGCUGACUCCUUCCAGGCUGCUGUUCUGGCUGUAUCCUUGGUGUUGAUCGUAGGUCUGGGAAGCUUCUACAGCGGUAAUCCCAUACAGGUGUUCCAGACGGCUGCCGAACACAAUCGCUUGGAGUUUUUCAACAUGGAUCCCAGUCCUACUACUCGUCACACCGUGUGGUCGGUGGUUAUCGGUGGCUUCUUCUACUGGACAUCCCUGUUUUGUACCAACCAGGCCUCUGUUCAGAAGUGUAUGUCCUUGAAGUCCCUCCGGCUGGCCAAGAUCGCACUGGGCUUCGCCAUUAUUGGACUCAUUGUGGUUUUCCUUUUGAACUUCUACACCGGUCUGAUGGUCUUUACCCACUACGCCGACUGUGAUCCUCUGACAGCAGGACGCAUUUCUGCCACGGAUCAGCUCCUUCCCUACUAUGUGAUCAACACAUACGAGCACAUCUAUUCUAUCGCUGGAAUCUUUGUGGCUGGAAUCUUUGCCGCCAGCUUGGGCACUGUGGCCUCCGCUUUGAACUCCCUAUCUGCUGUGACUUGCGAGGAUCUCCUGGUAAAUGGCAUGAACAUCAAAAUCUCCCCUGAAAAGGGAGCCACCUAUGCCAAGUGGAUGUCCCUGGGCUUCGGUAUUGCCUCCUUCGGCCUGGUUUUUAUUGUGGAGCACUUGGGCGGAGUUCUACAGGCUACUCUCACCUUGAACGGAUUGAUUGGCGGCGUCACCCUGGGACUCUUUGUCCUGGGCAUCGCCUGCAAGCAGGCUAACACAAAGGGUGCCUUCUACGGCGGGCUGUUGUCCCUAGUCCUGGUGAUCUUCGUGGGAGUAGUGGCCCAGAUAGCCAGUGUGGAGCAACCCGCGCUUCCCACCUCCAUUGAGCACUGCGAUUGUCACGUCAAUAUGACAACCAUAGCUGAAGACAUUCUUACUGAACCCAUGACCCUUGCAGAGGACGGCGGUUUUACCUCCUGGCCCAUUUUCCGCCUCAGCUAUAUGUGGUAUAGCAUGAUCGGAUGCCUCCUCACCGUCUUCCUGGGCUGGCUCAUCUCCCUGGUGAUCGACUUCAUCCAGAGGCGCAAUGUCCUUAAGAUCACCGGCAAGGGAAUCGAUAACCCCGCCGUUUCCGAGGAGGUCUUCAAGAGCGACUCCCAGGUUCAGUACACCACCUCCAUCAGUGUGGCCACGGAGAGCACUACCGUGAUGGAUCCCAAAGACACGAAAACCGACACAGGCCACGUGAACCACGCCAUACGCAUCGAUGAUGAAUAGAGCCCGACUAUGAACAAAACGAUGGGGCGGGAAGUGGCCUUCCCACCUAACUAUUCCUUCUGUAACCUGUAACCUCCAUGUACAAAGACCAGUCGCAAUCCUAACUGUCCUAGCUUAGUCGAAAGAGUGAUUUCUAGUUCGUAAGUCCAACGCCGAGGCUUUUCGGCACUCGACACAGUAUUCUGUAUACACAAACCACUUACUAAUGUUACUACGAAAUGAAUUUAUCCUUAAGCUCUACUUUAAGGCAUUAUACAAAAAUAAAACCCAUAUAUAUUCCAAA
Drosophila bipectinata is the source of this 2798-nucleotide messenger RNA. Its product is annotated as sodium-coupled monocarboxylate transporter 1. Gene Ontology annotation, biological process: sodium ion transport; transmembrane transport. NCBI's taxonomy places the organism in Eukaryota, Metazoa, Arthropoda, Insecta, Diptera, Drosophilidae. Gene Ontology annotation, cellular component: membrane. Gene Ontology annotation, molecular function: symporter activity. The record is from RefSeq and is a predicted model, not a curated record.